Molecule: messenger RNA, 2202 nt
Organism: Hippocampus zosterae (dwarf seahorse)
Lineage: Eukaryota; Metazoa; Chordata; Actinopteri; Syngnathiformes; Syngnathidae
Product: immunoglobulin superfamily DCC subclass member 3
Exons: 14
Coding region: 27-2159 (710 amino acids)
Biological process (GO): axon guidance; cell-cell adhesion
Cellular component (GO): axon; plasma membrane
Molecular function (GO): protein binding
Source: RefSeq, a predicted model, not a curated record
CAGGAAGCGGAGUGAAGAAACCUAAAAUGGGGGCAAGAAGACCGCUGAUUGGCCUGACAGCUUGGUUACUUUGGAGUGCCUGCUUGGCCUCGGAGCUGUCUUUUCUGCAGGAGCCCAGAGAUGUGAUUGCAGUGAGGGAUCGCCCGCUCAUGUUGGACUGCAGCGUGCAGGGCCAGGAGCCCAUUCAGAUUACCUGGCGUAAAAACGGCGUGCCUUUGACCGUCGGACGGCGCUUUCAGGUGCUGGCAAACGGCACGCUGUGGAUCCACAGCUUCCAGAAACGCAAAGAAGGCGGCGACGCCGAUACGGGAGAGUACGACUGCGCCGCUCAGAAUCUUUUUGGCAUGCUGCUCAGCCGCAAGGCCAAAGUCCUCCUGGCGUCUCUUCCGAAGUUCCACACCCACCCCACGUCCAUGGUGGUCGAUGAGGGAGGAGUCGCACGCUUCCAGUGUCAAAUCAGCGGAAUACCCGAGGCCAACAUUACGUGGGAGAAAGACAGAGUGCCCCUGAGCACCGGCGACAACAGGUACACCCUUCUGCCCAUGGGGGUCCUUCAAGUGACAGCUGUGAGGCAGGCUGACGUGGGGGGCUUCCGCUGCGUUGCGACCAACAUCGCAAACACUCGCUAUAGCCACGAGGCCAUUCUCAACAUCACUGGCGGAGCCUCAAGAACCUACAAGGAGCCGGUCAUCCUGUCGGGACCUCAGAAUCUAACCAUCACUGUCCAUCAGACCGCCAUUUUAGAGUGCAUCGCCACAGGAAACCCGAAGCCUAUCGUUUCCUGGAGCAGACUCGACGGCCGCUCCAUCGGAGUGGAAGGUAUCCAGGUUCUGGGAACGGGGAACCUGAUGAUCUCAGAUGUUUCUCUGCAGCAUUCUGGUGUGUACGUGUGCGCUGCCAACCGGCCGGGCACGAGGAUGAGACGAACUGCACUUGGCAGGCUUGUGGUACAAGCGCCUCCAGAAUUCCUUCAGUGGCCGCAGUCCAUCUCCAAGCCAGCAGGGGGCAGUGCCGUGUUCACUUGCGUGGCACAGGGUGUUCCCGAGCCUCACCUCAUCUGGCUGAAAAACGGAAAAGUUUUAAUGCCCGGACGCAACGUCAAGUUGACCAAUAACAACAGCACCCUGGCUCUGACUCGUAUCAGCUCCGAGGACGAGGCCAUCUACCAGUGCAUCGCGGAGAACAGCGCCGGCAGCAACCAGGCCAGCGCCCGACUGGCUGUGGCGCAAGCCCAAGACCUCCCCGCCGCCCCCCGGGGCCUCACGGCCAGCGUGCUGUCCACUAGCGCUCUGCAAAUGGCGUGGAGCCAGCCGCCCGCCGAAGUCACCGACGCCAUCAUUGGUUACGUGCUGCAUAUCCGCAAAAUAGGAGAGCCGGAUUCUUUGGAGCUACAGGAAGCCAUCAGCAAAGGGGCCUUUCGGCACGACGUCAACAACCUGGAGCCGGCCACCACCUACUCUCUUUAUCUGAAGGCCUAUUCGCCGCUUGGGGCAAGUCAGCAGUCUGACACGGUGGUCGCAACAACACUAGGUGGCGUCCCGACCCCGCCGACGUUCUUUACCAAGGUGGUGAAUUCCAGCGCUCUCCAGGUACUGUGGGAGCUCCCGAGCAAGGCAGGCAAGGCCGAGGGCUUCAGGCUGUCCUACCGCAGGGUCCCCAAUGCUGAUUUCCGGGGUCCCGUUCAGCUACCCUGGCACGUCAACGCCCACGUGGUCUCAAAUCUGGAACCGGGUGCCGUGUAUGAAGUCAAACUGGUGGCCUACAAUGGAAACGGGGAGAGUGACUGCUCCAAGAGACUGGUUUCGUUGGCAGAGGAAGGCACCAGUGCCCAAAACACCGGUGAGAACGUGCCGUGUCAGUGCCGGGACGGAGAAGCCUCUCUGGGCAGCAUCGUUAUUGGCAUCCACAUCGGCACCGCCUGCAUCAUCUUCUGCGUCAUCUUCCUGGUGUUUGGAUAUCGCCGCAGUUUGUUUUGCGGUCAAGGGACUCGGGACAGUUGGUCCGUCCCAAGUGACAACGCGGGACACAACAGCGUCCACAAGGGGGCGCCAAAUGGUGGCAGGAUGCAGCCGGUGCCUCAGGAAGCGCUUUGUCCGGCACAGUGCCAAGUCGUCAUUGAGCAACACUCAUCGGGUCUUCCAGGCACUGGCACAGGCUAGCACUGGUCAAACACCCUCACAACCCCCCCCCUCUGCCCCCCCC